This is a messenger RNA of Panicum hallii, 579 nucleotides long. Its product is annotated as putative ripening-related protein 4. The record is from RefSeq and is a predicted model, not a curated record. The coding region runs from base 1 to 579 and encodes 192 amino acids. The transcript has a single exon. Lineage: Eukaryota; Viridiplantae; Streptophyta; Magnoliopsida; Poales; Poaceae.
AUGGCCAGCACGAAGCUACUGGCGGCGCUCGUGCUCCUGCAGGUCCUGUCCCUCCACGCCCAUGCCGCCAAGCACAAGCCCGGCGCCGGCGGGGGCGGCACCUGCCGCGCCAGCGGCGUGCUCCAGGGCAAGGCCGGCAAGUGCAAGAAGCUCAACGGCUCCGACUGCUGCGUCGCGGGCCACAAGUACCCGCAGUUCCGGUGCUCGCCCCCCGUGUCCGCCAGGACGCCGGCGACGCUGACGCUCAACAGCUUCGAGAAGGGCAAGGACGGCGGCGGCGCCACCUUCUGCGACCACCGCUUCUACAAGGACAGCGCGAUGGUGGUCGCGCUGUCCUCCGGGUGGCUGCAGCUCGACGGCACGCGCCGCUGCGGCAAGAUGGUCCGCAUCACCGCCAACGGGCGCUCCGUGCUGGCCAAGGUCGUCGACGAGUGCGACUCGGUGGCCGGCUGCGACGAGGAGCACAACUUCGAGCCGCCGUGCGCCAACAACGUCGUCGACGGGUCGCCGGCAGUGUGGAAGGCGCUGGGGCUCAAGGAGAGCCUCGGAGAGGUCAAGGUCACCUGGUCCGAUGUCUGA